Messenger RNA from Chaetomium fimeti, 4679 nucleotides. RefSeq lists its product as uncharacterized. The record is from RefSeq and is a predicted model, not a curated record. Gene Ontology annotation, molecular function: chromatin binding; single-stranded DNA binding; DNA-directed DNA polymerase activity. The transcript is spliced from 4 exons. Lineage: Eukaryota; Fungi; Ascomycota; Sordariomycetes; Sordariales; Chaetomiaceae. The coding region runs from base 246 to 4679 and encodes 1477 amino acids. Gene Ontology annotation, cellular component: alpha DNA polymerase:primase complex. Gene Ontology annotation, biological process: DNA replication; mitotic DNA replication initiation; leading strand elongation.
CGAAAAGCGCGCCCACUGUAAACUUGCAAUUAACGAAUGAGACCCACGCCUUGCUCCCACGCAACGCAUACACACCCACCACCGCCCCCCCAGAGUGUUGUUUCCUCAGUCUCCGAAGACAACCAAAGCCGUUCCAGAGCCCGCUCAAGACAAUGCCAAUGCUAAUGUCACCGUCCUGAAAAACCCGAUCAUACCGUCAUCAACCCACCGAAUAAACCGAAUUACACGAGAGAAACGAAGCAAAAAUGUCCAAAGCAAGUAAGCGUGGGAAGUUCGCCGAACUGCGCGCUCUGCGUCAGUCUGGCAAGAAGAACUUUGACACGUACGAGGUCGAAGACGCCGCAGAUCUUUACGAAGAAGUCGACGAGAACCAGUACAAGAAGAUUGUUCGAGACCGCCUCAACGAAGACGACUUUGUUGUAGAUGACAACGGCGAGGGAUAUGCCGAUGAUGGUCGUGAGGAGUGGGACCGCGUGCAAACGUACGAUUCCGAAAGUGAUGGCGCUCUGCCAGUUCGGGGCAAGGACCGCAAAUCCAAGAAACAGCGGGAUGAAGAGCAGUCAAAACGAGACGCCAAUGACCGGAACAUCUCCGAAUACUUUACAAAAGGGGCUUCCAAGCCACAGCCCAAGCCAAAGGUCAUCAAGACCGAAGAUGACGAAAAGUUUCUGGAGGAUCUCCUCGGCGAAGUCGAUGCGAACGUUCCGGUACCCGCUCCGAGGGUGACGAAGAAGCGAGACCGGUCGGCCGAGAGGAGGAGAAACCGCGCUCUCUCUCCGGCACGAGAACCGCGCCAUCCAGCCGCCAAAAAGGCCAAGAUGCUUGACGGUAGUGCAUCCUCCCCCGUGGCAAGCGAUGUUGCCAUGAUCGAAGACGAUUUUGUGCCACCCGCGGAAGAAGAUGAACUCCCUGUACCUCUCGACGUGGUCAUGAGCGACCCUGCACCCUCAUCCCCUGCAGCAAAGGUUGCUGAGCGGCGGACACAGCCCAAGGCGGACACCAACGACUAUGACGACUUUGACGACGACGACGACGACGACGAUGACGACAUGAUGGAAGUUGGCCGUACAGGUGCUGUUGCUGCCGCAAGCGUCAACUUGUCCGCCUCGCGGCAGAUCAAGAAGAUCAUCAAACCCGACCCUACGCCAGUGAGCUCGUCACCCGCCAAGGCACCUGAGACUGCCGUUGACGCAUCCUCGUGGAAUGGUAUCAACGACAAGCUCAACGUCGUAAGCAGCUCGCAACCAGAGGCCAGGAGUAUGGGGAAGAUCGAUUACAAGGACGCCAUCGAGACGGAUGGCAGUCUGAACAUGUUCUGGACCGAUUACACCGAGGUGCAUGGCAGCCUGUGUCUCUUUGGCAAGGUUCUGAACAAAAAGACCGGUCACCAUGUCAGCUGCUUCGUCAAGGUCGACAACAUACUCCGCAAGCUCUACUUUUUGCCGCGCAAGCAUCGGGUGGAGCGCGGUGUUGAAACCACAGAGCAGGUUGAUAUGAUGGAUGUCUACAACGAAGUUGACGGAAUCAUGACCAAGAUGAACGUCAACAUGCACAAGAUCAAGGCCACCACCCGGAAAUAUGCCUUCGAACUCCCUGAGAUCCCCAGCAAGGCCCAGUACAUGAAGCUGCUCUACCCCUACACCAAGCCCGCCAUUGAGCUCGGCACGAAGGGGGAGACCUUCUCGCACGUUUUUGGCACCAACACCCCUCUUUUUGAACAAUUCGUACUCUGGAAAGACAUCAUGGGUCCGUGCUGGUUGCGGAUCAAAGAUGCCGACUUUGGGGCAUUGAAGAAUGCCUCUCACUGCCGACUCGAAGUCCUUGUCGACAAUCCGGAGAUGGUGGCACCGAUGAAUGAUAACGAAGCCCUCGAAAUGCCGCCGCUGACCAUGAUGAGCAUCGCCAUGCGCACCAUGUUCAAUGCGAAGGCCAACAAGCAGGAGAUUUUGGCCAUCAGCGCCAGGAUCUACGAGGAUGUCUCGCUCAGUGACACAACUCCGGCCGACAAGCUGCCCUGUCGGACCUUCACCCUUGUGCGGCCACAAGCGACUGCCUUUCCUCUUGGCUUUGAGAAACUGGCCAAGGAGAGGAAACGAGGUCUGAUCAAGCUGAUGAAGCAGGAGUCAGAUAUCCUGUCGUUCUUCCUGGCCCAGGUUGAUCUCGUUGAUCCGGACGUCAUUCUCGGCCAUCAACUUGAGGGUGUAGACUACAGCAUUCUGCUGAACCGUCUCUACGAGAAAAAGACACACCAGUGGUCUCGCCUCGGGAGAUUGAGGCGGUCCGCAUGGCCAUCCUCCAUUGGCAAAGUUGGUGGCAAUGUUUUUGCGGAGCGCCAGAUUAUGGCUGGCCGUCUUCUAUGCGAUCUCGCCAACGAGGCUGGAAAAUCCGUCAUGUAUCAGUGCCAGUCCUGGAGUCUAACGGAAAUGUGCACUCGCUACCUUGGGGAAAAUAACCACAGGCGGGACGUCGACAACGAGUCGGCUCUCAAAACCUGGGCUGUCUCCAAGGACGGUCUGAUGGACUAUCUGUCGCACGCCGAGGCCGACACCUACUUCAUCUCUGCCCUGGCUUUCAGGACUCAGAUUCUUCCGCUCACUAAAAUCCUUACCAAUCUCGCAGGCAACUCGUGGGCGCGAACCCUCACAGGUACCCGUGCUGAACGAAACGAGUACAUUUUGCUCCACGAAUUCCAUCGAAAUUCGUAUAUCUGCCCAGACAAGCAACCCUUCAAGGGGCGAGCGCGCCCCGACGAAGAGGAGGAGGAUGGUGGCGAGAGCAAGAAGAAGGACAAGUACAAAGGUGGUCUCGUGUUCGAGCCCGAAAAGGGUCUCUAUGACAAGUUUGUUCUCGUCAUGGACUUCAACUCCCUUUAUCCCUCCAUCAUCCAGGAGUACAAUAUCUGCUUCACCACUGUCGAUCGGUCAUUCGUGUCGGAUGAUGAAGAUGGAGUGCCUCGAGUCCCGGAGGACAAGAAACCGGGGGUCCUCCCGCGGCUCAUUUCCGAGCUCGUCAGCCGUCGUAAAUCAGUCAAGAGCCUAAUGAAGGACAAGUCUACCACCCCAGAGCAACUUGCAACUUACGACAUCAAGCAACUCGCCCUGAAGCUGACAGCCAAUUCCAUGUACGGCUGUUUGGGGUAUACCAAGUCUCGCUUCUACGCCAGACCCCUUGCCAUGCUCACCACCUUCAAGGGCCGCGAAAUUCUUCGCAGCACCAAGGACUUGGCCGAGAGCAUGUCGCUGCAGGUCAUCUACGGUGACACUGACUCGGUCAUGAUCAAUGCCAAUGUGGACAACGUAGCCGACGCGUUCAAGGUCGGUCGGGAGUUCAAGGUUCAGGUCAACAAGCGGUACAGGCGGCUCGAGAUCGACAUCGACAAUGUCUUCCGCCGCAUCCUCCUCCAGGCCAAGAAGAAGUACGCUGCCAUCAACCUAGUCGAGGUCGACGGCAAGUUUGUCGAGCAGAUGGAGGUCAAGGGUCUCGAUAUGAGGCGCCGCGAGUAUUGCCCCUUGUCAAGGGACAUUUCGAAACGCAUCCUGGAUGAGAUUCUUUCAGGCGAUGACAUCGAAUUAUCCAUCCAGCGCAUCCACGAACACUUGCGUGACAUCUCGACCAAGAUGCGCGAGCAGGUCAUCCCGCCAUCCAAGUACAUCAUCCUGACUCAGCUCGGCAAGGCCCCCAAGGAGUACCCCAACGCGGACAGCAUGCCCCAGGUCCAAGUCGCCCUCCGCGAGCUCGCGCGCGGCAAGACGAUGCGCAAAGGCGAUGUCGUCUCGUACAUCAUCACAGGCGACAGCAAGACCACCUCCGAGCCCGCUCCGAAGCGCGCCUACACGCCACAAGACGUGCUCAAGGCCGACUCGGGCCUGACCCCCGACGUGGAGUGGUACCUGGGCAAGCAGAUCUUCCCGCCCGUCGAGCGCCUCUGCGCGAACAUCGUCGGCACCUCGACCGCCCAGCUGGCCGACAACCUCGGCCUCGACGUCCGGCGCUACGCCAACAACAACACCAACAACUCCUCCAGCGGCAACCCCGACGUCGAGAUCCACCCGCUCGAAUCCCAAAUCCCCGACGCGACCCGCUUCCAAGACUGCGCGCGCCUCACGCUGCGCUGCCGCGCAUGCAAAACAACCGCGCCCUUCGAAGGUCUACUCGGCUCGACCGAGCGGAUAACCCCCUCGGGCGUCUCCUGCCCGCAGUGCGGGGCCAUCCUCUCGACGCUCUCCAUCGUCGCGCAGGUCGAGACGGCCGCGCGGGCGCAGACGGCGCGGUACUACGAAGGGUGGCUGGCGUGCGACGACGCCGGGUGCGGCAGCCGCACGCGGCAGAUCAGCGUGGCGGGGGCGCGCUGCCUGGGCCCGCGCGGGCUCGCCCGCGACUGCCAGGGCCGCAUGCGCUACGAGAUGGGCGAGAAGGCCGUCUACAACCAGCUGCUGUACUUUGCCUCGCUGUGGGAUGUUGAUCGUGCCAAGGAGAAGGCGGCCGCUGCCGCGCCGGGCGAGGGCGGUGAGAGUGGUGUCCCCGCUGGGGAGGCGCGGGAUAAGGUGCUGGCGUUGGCGGAGCAUAAUAGGACGCGGUUUGGGACGGUGAAGGGCGCGGUGGAUAAGUAUUUGGAAAAGUGUGGGCGGCAGUGGGUGGCGAUGGAUACGCUGUUUUCAAAGCUGGGGUUCACGGCUUAG